Molecule: messenger RNA, 1417 nt
Organism: Tripterygium wilfordii
Lineage: Eukaryota; Viridiplantae; Streptophyta; Magnoliopsida; Celastrales; Celastraceae
Product: epoxide hydrolase 1-like
Exons: 4
Coding region: 85-1032 (315 amino acids)
Molecular function (GO): catalytic activity
Source: RefSeq, a predicted model, not a curated record
AUGAAUGAAAAGCAACUUCAUAAAGUUGAUUAACACAUUUAGUUCACAUAAGAGAAUUUGUGUAUAUAUAUAUCUCCUAUAUCAAUGCAUCAUAAAGGCUAUCCACAGUCUUCUUUCACAAACAGAGAUAUCAUGGUGAACAGCAUAAACAUAUAUAUGUCCAUCCUUCGUGUAGUAAUAAAGCUAGUCGGUCUGAAACCUCAGAGAGUAGAGAUCGAGCCCGGAACCGUCGUCAACAUCUGGGGUCCGGCCCAAUCCAAGCCCAACAAACCCUCCAUUGUCUUCCUCCACGGCUUUGCAGCAAACGGUAUCCUCACAUGGCAAUUCCAAGUACUAAGCUUAGCCAAAAACUACAACAUUUACGUGCCCGAUUUCCUAUUCUUCGGCGACUCAGCCACCGAAAAGCCGGACCGGUCACCGGUCUUUCAAGCGGAAUGUAUGGUGGAGGCCCUGAGGAUUCUUGGGGUGGAGAAGUGCACCGUGGUUGGGUUUAGCUACGGAGGGAUGGUUGGGUUCAAGAUGGCUGAGUUGUAUCCUGACUUGGUUGAGUUCAUGGUCGUGACUUGCUCGGUCAUGGGCUUGACCGAGUCAAUAACAAGGGCUGCACUUGAGAGGCUUGGGUUCGGUAGCUGGGCUGAUCUUUUGAUUCCUGACUCGGUCAAUGGUGUCAAGGUUUGUUUUAAAGACAUUGCUUCCUACAAGUUGCCCUGGAUGCCCGGCUUCAUUUGGGAGGACUAUUUUAAGGUGAUGUUUGAUUAUCGGAAGGAGAAAGCAGAACUGCUGGAGGCAUUGGUCGUAUUUGAUAAGGACUUUUAUGUCCCACAAUAUUCUCACCAGAGGAUACAUAUCAUUAGUGGAGAGAAUGACCAAAUUUUCACCAAGGAUGUUGUCCUGAAAUUGAAAGAACAAGUAGGAGACAAAGGGAGCUUGCGAUUCAUAGCAAAGGCAGGUCAUCUUGUUAACUUGGAACGACCAAAUGUGUACAACAGGCAUCUCAAGGAAGUUCUUGCUUCCUUUUAUCACCAAAAAUAAUGGGAUCUCCAUAUCCGGCCUCCUCUCCGAACAGUUGUGAUAGGGAUCCCAACAGCUGAUAUCUCAGUUAUCAAUAUUAUUGAAUUGUACGCACAAGAUUUGAUAUACAUCAUGUGGGACUUGUGGAGUUCAAGAAUUCAGUUGGAUUUAAUACGUCCAACUCAGUAGAUGCUGGGAUAACAGAGAUGCCAACUACUAUUGAUAUCUUUAUCAUUUUUUUUUCGUUUUCAGAAUAUUAAUUAUUUUUGUUGGUUCUUGUGUCGUUGACUUAGUCUUUGGCAUGUUCUAUGCAAUAUGGAUUUCAAUGUUAUAGACCAAGAAUUGUUACAAGAUUGAUUCAACUUAAUACUAGUUAAAAGUUAAGUUGAUGGUGAAUGGUUUAUGG